CCUCUCCCUGCUCCCUUCUAAUAGCCCGGAACACUGAAGGGCAGAGGGGGGCUCUCUCAGUGGGGGACACACAGCCGGUCCAGCCCCAGGCAGGGCCCUUGGGACGGAGGAGGACGUUGCUCUGGCUCCCAAACUCUAGAAGAAAGUCCGUCCAGGACCCCCCUCAGAGCCGUUUGAGAGGGCCCAAACCGGCCCAAGUCGGAUAUUCCGGGGGGCCUGUCCUGAUGGGUCCUCCGGGUCGCUCCUGAGGUGCCCGGAGUGCGCAUGUCUGGGCCUCCCGCCGCCUCGGGCCGGCUCACGCGGCCCAGGCACCCAGAGCCAGCUAGAGACCGCGGUUUCCUCCGGGAGAGCUGUCCAGCCCUCCCGAGAACAGCGAGAGUCCGACCGGCUGCUGCAGGGAGUGGUGUCUUCCCGCUCUGCCCUCCACCCCCCGAAAUGUUUCUGUUUCUAAUCCUAGCCCGGGCAGGAAUGUGGCUGCGGGGCCAGGGUCCAAGGAGCUAUUUUGGGGGCUCCCUUUUCUCCCCCAGGCUUUGGCCAGCGGGUCACCCCUGGUCCUGGCUCCUGAGGGCCUCCCUUCCCAAUUCUCUCACCACCCCUUCCCCACCUCCUGCCAAAAAAAAAAAAAAAAGUCCGUGUAAAGCAGAGGUCCUGAGGGCUAAAUUUAAACCAUCCCAAAGUCUGACUCCGUGGCUGAGUCACCCGCGAAGCUGGCCUCCUACCCCCCCCCCCUUCCCAGGCCUCACCCCUUUCUCACCCCACCCCGAUUCCUGGGCUUGAGAAGGGGGCGUUACCCGAUCAUUCUGAACCUCAAUUGGCCCCCUUGGAAUGGAAUGGGAGGGCUCAUCUUUGGCAUCUGCCACACCUGUAGCUUCCUCUGUGCUCCGCCUUUUUUUGGGGGGGGUGCAUGGUGGGAGAGUUGAAAUUCUUCACCCCCCCCCAUCUCACUCCGAAGUGUUCUGAGGGGCCCUGGGAGGAGGGAGUUGGGGGGCCUGGCUCAUGAGGGGUUAAGGCUGGGAGGCGGGAGGGGGCCGAACCGAGGGGUGGGGAGAAGGGGAGGAGGCCUCAGCAGCAGAGAGAAGUGGCCAGAGAGGCCCAGGGGACAGCCAGGGACAGGCAGACAUGCAGCCAGAGCCCCGAGGCCUGGACAGGGGCUGCCAGGCCCCGUGACGGGAGGACCCCGAGCCCCCGGCCCGGGGAGGGGGCCAUGGUGCUGCCUGCCCGACAUGUCAGCCGAGGUGCGGCUGAGGCGGCUCGAGCAGCUGGUGCUAGACCCCGGCUUCCUGGGGCUGGAGCCCCUGCUCGACCUUCUCCUGGGCGUCCACCAGGAGCUGGGUGCCUCCGACCUGGCCCAGGACAAGUAUGUGGCCGACUUCUUGCAGUGGGUGGAGCCCAUCGCCGAGAGGCUUAAGGAGGCCCGACUGCAGAGGGAUGACUUCGAGAUUCUGAAGGUGAUCGGACGCGGGGCGUUCAGCGAGGUGGCGGUGGUGAAGAUGAAGCAGACGGGCCAGGUGUACGCCAUGAAGAUCAUGAAUAAAUGGGACAUGCUGAAGAGAGGCGAGGUGUCGUGCUUCCGCGAGGAGAGGGAUGUGUUGGUGAACGGGGACCGGCGCUGGAUCACGGAGCUGCACUUCGCUUUCCAGGACGAGAACUACCUGUACCUGGUCAUGGAGUACUACGUGGGCGGGGACCUGCUAACGCUGCUGAGCAAGUUUGGGGAGCGGAUCCCAGCCGAAAUGGCGCGCUUCUACCUGGCCGAGAUUGUCAUGGCCAUAGACUCAGUGCACCGGCUGGGCUAUGUACACAGGGACAUCAAACCCGACAACAUCCUGCUGGACCGCUGUGGCCACAUCCGCUUGGCUGACUUCGGGUCCUGCCUCAAGUUGAGGGCGGACGGAACGGUGCGGUCGCUGGUGGCUGUGGGCACCCCGGACUACUUGUCCCCUGAGAUCCUGCAGGCUGUGGGCGGCGGGCCCGGGCUGGGCAGCUAUGGGCCCGAGUGUGACUGGUGGGCACUGGGAGUGUUCGCCUAUGAAAUGUUCUACGGGCAGACGCCCUUCUACGCCGACUCCACGGCUGAGACCUACGGCAAGAUCGUGCACUACAAGGAGCACCUGUCUCUACCGCUUGCCGACGCAGGGGUCCCUGAGGAGGCCCGAGACCUCAUCCAGCGGCUGCUGUGUCCUCCUGAGACGCGGCUGGGCCGGGAUGGAGCAGGUGAUUUCCAGGAUCAUCCUUUUUUCUUUGGCCUUGACUGGGACAGUCUCCGAGACAGCGUGCCCCCAUUUACACCGGAUUUCGAGGGUGCCACGGACACGUGCAACUUCGAUGUGGUGGAAGACGGGCUCACUGCCAUGGUGAGCGGGGGCGGGGAGACGCUGUCCGACAUGCGGGAAGGCAUGCCCCUGGGGGUCCACCUGCCAUUUGUGGGCUACUCCUACUCCUGCAUGGCCCUCAGGGACGAGGAGGUCCCAGGCCCCACAGCCAUGGAACUGGAGGCCGAGCCAUUGCCUGAGCCACCUGUGCGGGCGCCCAGCCCAGAGCCCACGGUGCCGCCACCAGAGGAAACAGCCGAAGCGGCAGCUCCGGAGGCCGUUCCCGCGGCGGCGGCGGCGGCGGCGGCGGCGGUGGCGGCGGAGGCCCAGGUGACGCUGCGGGAGCUCCAGGAGGCCCUGGAGGAGGAGGUGCUUACACGGCAGAGCCUGAGCCGGGAGCUGGAGGCCAUCCGCACAGCCAACCAGAGCUUUGCCAGUCAGCUCCGUGAGGCCGAGGCCCGGAACCGAGACCUGGAGGCGCGCGUCCGGCAGCUGCAGGAGCGGAUGGAGCUGCUGCAGGCCGGGGGAGACGCAGCUGUCACGGGGGUCCCCAGUCCCCGGGCCACGGAUGCACCUUCCCAUCUAGAUGGCCCCCCGGCCGUGGCUCUGGGCCAAUGCCCGCUGGUGGGGCCAGGCCCCAUGCACCGCCGCCACCUGCUGCUCCCUGCCAGGGUCCCUAAGCCUGACCUAUCGGAGGCGCGUUCCCUGCUCCUGUUCGCCGUUGCUCUGGCUGCUGCCGCCGCCUUGGGCUGCACUGGGUUGGUGGCCUGCGCCCACCAUCUCGCCCCGGUCUGGCGCCACCCGGGAGCCGCCUUCGCCCCCUGAACCCUAGGACCCCGAGCUGGAGGGUUGGGUGACCUGGGCACGGCGCAGAAGCCAUUCCUACCGCCUCCCCGUUCACACCGCCUCCCAGCGUGGGUCUCCGCCCGAGCUCCAGCCCUGUGAUCCGGGCCCGCCCCCUGGCGGCCGGGGAGGGAGGAGCAGGGGGCUCCAGGGAGGCUUGUAACCGGGAAUGCUGCAGUUGCUGCUGGGGAGAAUCGCAGACCAACCACCUACUAACUCCGGCCUGGCUGAGGCCCCGCCGUGGAUGGGCAAACUGCGAUCUAGAGGAGACAGCAGGGCCAGGGCUCGGCCAUCAGUUUUUCACCCUCCACGCGCCCCCCGCCUAUCGGCUCGCAGACCACAAAUCCCUGUGCAUGAGGCCCUACUAUCCCGGGAAUGUUCUCUUCCCGCGGCGAACGUCUAGUGCGAGCCCCGCCCGCCUUCUCGAGAACCUUUUGCUUUCGCCAGCCCCGCUUUUUCGGGGACUCGCGCGCCCUCCUCACGUACGUAGCUCUCGGGGCCACAGCAGGCUCCGCCCGCCUCGGCAGUUUGGGUAUUUAUUGACCUGUCCUCCGACCCGCCAAGUUCCAGGACCCCAGCACCCUAAUCCACGUUUUGGAUGCACUGAGACCCCGACAUUCCUCAGUAUUUAUUGUCUCUCCACACCUAGGACCCCACCCCCGAUCCUCGCGAAUAAAAGGCCCUCCCGUCUGCCCAA
Molecule: messenger RNA, 3852 nt
Organism: Leopardus geoffroyi (Geoffroy's cat)
Lineage: Eukaryota; Metazoa; Chordata; Mammalia; Carnivora; Felidae
Gene: DMPK
Product: DM1 protein kinase
Exons: 15
Coding region: 1224-3137 (637 amino acids)
Biological process (GO): peptidyl-threonine phosphorylation; actomyosin structure organization
Cellular component (GO): cytoplasm; cytoskeleton
Molecular function (GO): protein serine/threonine kinase activity; ATP binding
Source: RefSeq, a predicted model, not a curated record